This is a messenger RNA of Glycine soja, 768 nucleotides long. RefSeq names its product NAD(P)H dehydrogenase (quinone) FQR1-like. The record is from RefSeq and is a predicted model, not a curated record. NCBI's taxonomy places the organism in Eukaryota, Viridiplantae, Streptophyta, Magnoliopsida, Fabales, Fabaceae. Gene Ontology annotation, molecular function: NAD(P)H dehydrogenase (quinone) activity; FMN binding. The transcript has 4 exons. Bases 84 to 728 code for a protein of 214 amino acids.
UUCAUUUCAUUUAGCCAAAAGAAAGAAUACCAACAUAGCAAGAGAACAAAGAGAAGAAGCAAAGAGACCUUCUACGAUCAUCAAUGCCUGCCAAAGUUUAUAUUGUGUAUUACUCAAUGUAUGGUCAUGUGGAAACACUAGCUAGGGAAAUAUUGCGCGGGGCUAAUUCUGUAGAGGGUGUUGAGGCCAAACUGUGGCAGAUACCUGAGACACUGCCACCUGAGGAGCUUGUUAGGCUGAGAGCACCACCAAAGAGUGAUGUACCAAUCAUUAACCCUUUUAAACUGCCCGUGGCAGAUGGUUUUGUCUUUGGUUUUCCAACAAGAUUGGGAAUGAUGGCUGCUCAGUUCAAGGCUUUCCUGGAUUCAACUCAAUAUCUAUGGAAAGCGCAAAUGCUUGCGGGCAAGCCUGCUGGAAUCUUCUAUAGCACCAGUUGCCAAGGUGUUGGACAAGAGACUGCACCGUUUACUGCUAUCACUCAGCUGGUUCAUCAUGGAAUGAUAUUUGUUCCAAUAGGAUACACAUUCGGUCCUGGCAUGUUCGAGAUGAAGGAGCCGAAAGGUGGAAGUCCUUAUGGUGCAGGAACUUACACUGGUGAUGGCUCUAGGCAGCCAGCUGAGCUUGAGUUGCAGCAAGCAUUCCACCAAGGGAAUCAUAUCGCUACCAUCAUAAAGAAGUUCAAGGAAGAUGCUCACCCAAUUUUUACUCUACACAAUAGAGGAUAUUGAUUUGUGUUCUCUGUGCCUGAAAUUUUCUAUUUUCAGAAGA